GCGAUAUCGUUCCACCGUACUACGGCGUCACGGAGCUACAUCUACGAGUUUCUCGACAUUUUCACUCCUGCAAGGCCAACCAACGUCCCACGAGCUUGGGUCGUGUCACCGACGACGAAUGAUCGAUGGAAAGUUACGAGGACGACGACGACACUCACUUCUGCAUCAAAUGUCACCUGACGGUGCAUGGUCUCGAGAACUACGUACGGCAUCGUCAGUCCGGAUGUCGGCCACCGGACGACAAGAACGUAGUGGUUCGCGUGUCGCCCACGACUCCGACCACCGUCACCUAUCCCGAAAUACUGAACGCGGACGCGUUUUUCAGUUCGUUGGAGCUUCAAUCGAAUCCGCGUAGGUCGGCCACGUUACUGGAGGACAGCAGAAAGUUCAAGAAGGAGGAGAAAAGGAAGAAGGGCCAGAAGACGCAGGCGGACGGCGAGGAAUCAACGUCCAAGGAGAAGUUGCACGGUAUGCUGCCCGGUGAUUCGGAGUUGGAGGACCUCUGCAUCCCGUCCCUGGUCGGGUUUCCCGAUAUUGUGUCUUCCGCGUCCAGCAAGCCCUCGGUCGCGGCCACUCGGAACAAAUUAAGCCAAUCGAUGGGCCACGUCGCGACCAGCAUCGAGAGCAGCGCGUUCCCCGUGAAGCACGAACCGGAAAACUCUUUGGAGAGUCUGAUGACGUCUCACGAGUCCAAGCAAACGGAGAGGAAACGCCAGGAGGAGGCGCAGAGGAUAGACCAGGUUCACCAGACGUGGCUGGAGGACACCAUACUGGCCGAACUGGUGGCGAACAACGAAAAUAAAGACUUACCCAGAUACGAGUUCGAAUACCAGCAGGACGAGGACGAGGACGACGAUAUAUUGGAGGAAGAUCUGGGAGAUGAAGACUCCUAUUCGGAGUCGGACGACGCCGAGGAUCUGGAAGGUCCGCCGCACGGUCAUACCGGUGGCAAAUGGAAACCAGAAUUGGAGGAUCUCCCUCAAAAUAUGUCUCAACUUCACGACGACGACGACGCGGACCCCGAAGACGAACAUCAAGAACAUCCGCCGCCGACUUAUACGGGUGGGAAAUGGCGGCCCGCUGAGACCUCGCAGAAAAUCGAGGAGUACGAGGCCAAGAGCAACGCCGGACAACCACCGCCAGGACACACGCGAGGGAAAUGGGUACCGGGCGCGCGAACGGAUAUCGAGUCAGGAUAUUGGUGCAGUCCUUGCGGCAGGAAACUAGCCUCUCGAUUGGUCUACAACAGGCAUCUUCUCUCCGAUUUGCACGCCAGGAGGAGCAUCCGUGAAAUCGAUGGCGUCCUUUGCCUGCCGCGUGCCGCGAAUCUGCACCUCGGAAAAAAGAUGUCGGCCCGCAAUCACGGAGCGAAAGAAGCACCAGAGACGAAGGAAGUCAAGAAGGGUUUACGCAGAAGGGAGAAGGAGAUUCUCUGUUGCGAAAUGUGCCAUGCACGAGUGAGAAGGGCACAAAUGGGGAAGCAUUUGCUCUCUCAUUAUCACUGCCGCAUCGCGGGCGUAAAUCCUCACGGGCCACGGGCGCGUCGCUUUUUACUGGAAAAUAUGGCGAAUGUGGUUCGGCAGUGCCCUUUUCAGUGUUCCUCGUGUCGUUUUUAUUGCAACACGGAGGAAUCGUUUCUGCUUCAUUGGCGUUCCGAGCAUCACGCGAAGACACUCGAAAAGAUCGCCGGCAGUUACAAAUGCACCCCUUGCGAUUUUUGGUGCGAGGACAACGAGAGGAUGGAUUCCCAUUUGACGAGUACGAGCCAUCGCGACGUCGUCUCGAUGAUGAACGGUUCGGUGCCCGUGGUGGUCGGUCGUCAACGGGCGUUACUCUGCGGUAGCUGCGAUCGCCGAUUUCAAUAUAAUUUACAACUUCGAUUGCACGUCAAGGAAACCGGUCACAAGGAGAGCCCGACCGCCACGGAUGCGUAUCAGCAGCGAAUCGAAUGCAAUCUGUGCUCCCAAAUUGUUAGGUCUUUGGUUGCCCUUCAGCGUCACCAGUUCACUUGUCACGGGGCGAGAAACGACGACAAAGAAGAGACAAACGACUCGAAUCAGACGGUCCCCUAUUUCUGCUCGUUUUGUUCGAUGAAGUUCGCAACGGCGCGGGAUGCUGUCCUGCAUCGGAGAACGUCCAGUCACAAGGAAAUCGUGAAGGCUCGCAAGCGCAGCGCAGAGGGUCUGUCGGUGAGCACAGUUCGGGAGUGUCCUCAUUGCGAGAAGAAGCAAUCGAAUUUGUCGGAAUACAAGAACCAUCUUCUUCAACGUCACCCGGAGCUUUGUCACAGAUGUCCGAGGUGCGGCAUGCUGUUCGCCCUCUCGCAAGACGUGACGAGACACACGAGGGAGAACAACUGUCGCGGCGAUAAUAAAUUAAAAACGGCGAAAACGGCAGGCGUCAAAGACGGAUGGAAAUGCGGCAGCUGUAGUUUCUCAACGGAUUCGCGGGCGGAGUUCAUCUUUCACGAGGCUCUUCACUCGGGGGCCGUUCGAGGGGAUAACGACGAACCGGGUAACGGCGGGAAAUCGGUGCCGAAAUAUUCCUGUCCCGUUUGCAAGAAGACCCUGGCGAAAGUAUCGUUGCGGAAUCACAUCAGAAGUCACACCGGCGAGCGUCCGUUUCCGUGCGCCAAAUGCUUCUUGUCUUUCACGAGAAGAGCAGCCCUGAACGCCCAUCAGAAAGAGUGCAGCGGUUCGCCUCCGUCGGUAUGGUCGGACGAGUCUGGCCGGAAACGCAACUUCGCCUGUUCCGAGUGCAACCACGCUUUCUACACAAAACACUCCUUGCGACAGCACAUGUUACGGCAUGCCGGGAAGAAGUUCAAGUGCGGACUUCCGGGGUGUCCAACGGUGCUUCGAACAGCCUCCGAAUUGAAAUCGCACAGAAGCUUGGUGCAUGAGAAACAAGCGCCCGACAGACAGUACCAGUGUUCCGAUUGCUCCUACUCGGCCAAAACGAAAACACAAUUACGCAGGCAUCGCUGGCAACACGAGAACGCAUUGAGAGCCAUGAAGUCGAAGGUGCGCGUCUGCCCCCAUUCUGGCUGCCAUUUUAAAACGAAAAUCAACUCUCAUUUGAAGCGGCACGUGCGGUUGCACACGGGAACGAAACCGUACAAGUGCCGGCAUUGCCCUUACGCAAGUAACAACUUGGAAAAUCUCCGGAAGCACGUCCUGUCCACCAGCCUGCAUCCGGGGAAGACUAUCUACGAGUGCGACGUGUGCCAUGAAAAGAACGCGAACCCGUUCUGUACGAAUUUCUCGAAGGAGUUGCGGGCCCAUCUGUUGGAAACUCACCCGGACGUUUUCCCGGCGCCGAGACACGCGAUCGACUACAUCUCCAAGAUCUUCGAGGUUCAGCGCGUCCCGUCGGUUUUCAUCGACAAGGCCAGUUAACUCGCGCGAGAUUGUUUCUUCCUCUCUUGGUCGUCCCGUUCGCCUCGCGAUUCCGGACCGUGGAACGUCUACCUCGGGGCCCCGGCGAGUGCAAAUUUACGGCGCGCGUCCGCGUUAAAAUUGUCGGAACGGCGACCAGGAAUCCAGGCCUGGAACCUGGUUCGCUCCGAAGAGUAACAACAUCUUUCGAAUAUUCCUCGGAUCGACGGGGACGGCCGGUCGUGAGAGCGUUCUUGAAUUAUCUCCGAUGCAUCGGGCUCACGACAUAGCGCACGGAUGCGUUAGCCUUGGACGUCGAUGGCGACGGUGUCGGGUACCCCGUCCUUCGUGGUCGUGCGAACCGGUAGGCCUGUACUGCGUCAGGAAAUAGUUAAGGUGAUGUACG
Colletes gigas is the source of this 3783-nucleotide messenger RNA. RefSeq names its product zinc finger protein 624-like. The record is from RefSeq and is a predicted model, not a curated record. Gene Ontology annotation, molecular function: zinc ion binding; nucleic acid binding. The transcript is spliced from 9 exons. The coding region runs from base 126 to 3398 and encodes 1090 amino acids. NCBI's taxonomy places the organism in Eukaryota, Metazoa, Arthropoda, Insecta, Hymenoptera, Colletidae.